Molecule: messenger RNA, 1031 nt
Organism: Cyclopterus lumpus (lumpfish)
Lineage: Eukaryota; Metazoa; Chordata; Actinopteri; Perciformes; Cyclopteridae
Product: tetraspanin-18-like
Exons: 8
Coding region: 143-808 (221 amino acids)
Cellular component (GO): membrane
Source: RefSeq, a predicted model, not a curated record
AUGGGACCGUGAACGUCACACCAGCUCACAUCGAGUCCGCCCGCCGGAAGGAGCGCACGUCGAGUCGAAGGGUCUGAUCGAUUAAUCGGCUCAUCGGGAGGAAAUCGGCUCCGCGAGACAAGAAGCGGGGGAGGCUCCAGCCAUGGAGGGGGACUGCCUCAGCUGUAUGAAGUACCUCAUGUUCAUCUUCAACUUCUUCAUCUUCCUGGGCGGGUCCUUCCUGCUGGGCGUCGGCCUCUGGGUGCUGUUGGACCCAAUGGGCUUCAGGGAGAUGGUGGCGGCCCACGCGGUGCUGUUCACGGGGGUCUACGUCCUGCUGGUCUACGUCCUGCUGGCCUCCGGCGGCGUGCUGUUCCUGCUGGGCUUCCUGGGCUGCUGCGGAGCCGUCCGGGAGAACAAGGCCCUGCUGCUCCUGUUCUUCAUGCUCAUCCUCUUCAUCUUCCUGGCCGAGCUGGCGGCUGCAGUCCUGGCGUUCCUCUUCAGGGAGCAUCUGACCAGAGAGUAUUUCAUCCGGGAGCUGAAGCGUCACUACCGCGGUCACAACGACAGCGACGUCUUCACGUCCACCUGGAACGCCAUCAUGACCACGUUUGACUGCUGUGGCGUCGGCGGCCCCGAGGACUUCGAGGAGAGCCUCUCCAGGCUGGUCCCUGAGGCCUGCUGCCAGGGGGGGGGCCCGGAGCCGUGUGUGAGCGGCAGCAGGGUCUUCAGACACAAGGGCUGCUACUCCGCGGUGGUCGACUACUUUGAGAUGUACAUCUACAGCGCGGGCGCUCUGGCCAUCGUGGUGCUGACCAUCGAAAUUUGACGGUUGACUGUAGACGGGGACCACGUUUCAGGGCCCGUUGUGUUCUAGAACCAUCUGAGCUCUGGUUCUGUCCGCAGCUCUUCGCCAUGGUGUUCGCCAUGUGUUUGUUCAGAGGCAUCCAGUGACGGCCCAAGCUCCGCCUCCAGCUGCCGGAAGGAAACGUUGGAAAAUAUGAAAUGUACAGUUUGUGAGUCUCAUCGGUCUUGUGACAUCAUCGUGUACU